Messenger RNA from Rotaria sp. Silwood2, 2220 nucleotides. The record is from the annotation of a GenBank genome assembly. Lineage: Eukaryota; Metazoa; Rotifera; Eurotatoria; Philodinida; Philodinidae.
AUGGCAUCUCAAACAAUGUUUAAUAGUUCACCAAAUAUUAUAAAUGGAAAUGACCCAAAAAAUGUUUCCGCAACAAAUUAUUCCGUAGAAGAGAUCGAACGUAUAAUCAAUGAUUUUUAUUCACCAACAUCUCAAUUAACUGUUCCACAACGUCAACAAUUAAAUAGUAUUCUUGAAUGUUUACAAUAUUCUCAAAUAGCAUGGGAUUUUUCUUGGAAAUUAUUAAAUACAACCAAAUCACCAAGUGUACAAUUUUUUGGUGCUGUUGCUUUAUGUAACAAAAUUUCAAAACAUUUAUCAGAGUUAGAUGAUAAUCAAAUUCAACAAUUAUUUCAACAACUUAUUCAACGUUUAAUUUUUUAUAUAUCAAUUAAUUCAAAACAAAUUACAAUUAAAUUAGUUGUUGCUGUAAGACAUUUAAUAUUAAAUAUGAUGCCAGAUAAAUGGAAGAAUGGUAUAACAGCAAUUAUUACAUUAUUUACGCAAUCACAAAAUGAAUUUUUAAUGGAACAUCCGGAAAAAGGUCAUUUAAUUGUUUUAAAUAUUUUAACUAUUCUUCCUGAAGAAUUUUCACGCAUUGUUGUAUCUAAAGCUCAACGUGCUUCAAUUCGAGCUGAACUUGAAAGUCAAUUUCCCACUGUUCUUAGUUAUAUACAAUUUAUUAUUUCAACGUAUAAUCAAGCAGAUAUUCUCGGCAAAAUGUUUUCAUGUUUAUCAAAAUGGCUUGAAUUUGGUAUAUCAAUUGUUAAAGUUGAAUCACUUUUUGAUUAUUUAUUUAAUUCAUUAAAUAAUGAAACUAUAUUUGAUGAUGCUUCAAAUUGUAUUAUUGUACUUUUUACAUCACCAGACGCACUUAAAUAUCCAUCAAUAUUUUCACAUCUUUUACCAUAUGUUUUACAACUUGAAUUAAUACUUGAUCAAUCAUUAAUGAUUGGUGAUAAAGAAAAAGCAGAAUGGAUAACAAAAUUAAUAACACAAUUUGGUGAAAAUCUUGCUCAACUUAUUAUUCAAAUGGCUAUUACACCUAAUCAGCAAUCACAAACACUUGCACAUAGAUUUUGUUGUCUUGUUAUGAAAUGUACUGAUAUGAAAGGACAGUAUCCCGUGGAAGAGACAUGCUCGGAAUUAACAUUUAGCUUUUGGUAUGCAUUACAGGAGGAAGUAACUUCAAUAGAUGAUGAUGAUAAACGAAUAAUUUUAUUAGAAUUAUUUCGUCCGUAUUUUGAACGUUUAAUUGAAGUAUUAAUCUCUAAAGGACAAUUACCAGAUAAUGAGAGUAUUUUUACAAGUGAAGAUAAAGAAACAUUUCGAUGUUAUCGUGUUGAUAUAACAGAUACAAUGUUAUGUUGUGUUCUACGUGAUCUUACUCCGAUUCUUCAUCUGGUUCUUAAGCAAUAUGCUGAUGAUAGUGAAGUAACAGAAAAAUUAUGUGAAAUUCUUUCACGAACAGUAACAACAUUAAGAGAAUCCAUUAGCCCAAUAUUGAAAUCUCUUUUAGAACUUGCACAAAACAUUGGACCAAAUAUAUUGCAUGCACAAUUUUUAAAUUUUGUUAGAAAUACACUUCUUCUGUUUUCACAAGAUACCGAUAAACAAAUGUUUAAUCUAUUUAUUGCUGUUCUUCAAAGAUUUGGAUGUCUUUUUAAAGGAGAUAUACAAUGGUUAAAAGAUCAUGUUGAUAUUGUAGAAGAUUUUGCUAAUUUUCUUAUUCAAAUUAUUAAAAAAUUACCAACUGUUGUACAUCAUUGUCCUAAUGAAGCAUUUGUUCUACUUUUUCAAUUUGUAAAAAGUGGUCUUCAAUUACAUGAACAAGCAACAUUAAGAAGUAUUAUAAUGUUUACAUGUAAUUAUAUUGAAUAUACGAAAUCAAAUCAACGGGCAGCCGAUCUUCUAAGACAAAAUGGUCUCGAAAUAGUUCAGAUUCUUCUUAAGUGUAUUGGUGGAGCAAGUCCACGUCAUUUAGUUGAUACAUUAUCGCUACCAUUAUUUACUCUAUCAAAAUUAUACAUUGAUUGUACAUCAAAUUGGGUUCAACAAUGUUUGAAUGAUCCAAAUUUUCCUACACCAUCUCCAAAACGUCAUCAUCGUGAAGCAUUAAUCAAAGCAUUAACAUCUGAACGUACAAGUCGUGCAAAUUUUAAAGAUCAUAUAAAUACAUUUUCAUCGACAUGUCGUGGAAUAGAGUAUAGUGGAACAUCAUCAAAUAGAAAUCAUUCAUGA